UUUGUCUUUUAAACAUUUGAUAAAUUUGAGGGUUAUAGCCAUUUACAAAAUUUUCUGUCUUACGUUUUCAAUAAUUCAUUAAUUAAGAUUUUUGAACCAACAAAUAACAACAAAAGUGGAUUUAAAUAACAAUUAUGGAUGUUUGAAUGUCCAAAUAAAAAUUAGUCAUAAAAAAGAGAAAAAAAAUUGUAAAAGCCACGAUAUGGAUAAUCAUAGUACUUUCACACUUUGGAAAGAAUGUGAUAAUGUCAGGAUGAAGCUGCAAGAUCAUAAUUGUGCACUUGAAAAACUCACCCAAAAAGUAUUAAAAUUGGAUUUGUUCAAGCCUCAAAAGAAAUACCCUAAAACAGCAGACAACAAUUCAAAAAAUCAUAAACUUAAAAAGUUCCACAGAAAAUUAUAUCAAGAUAAUCAUAAAGAUGAAUUAUUUAUAAUAAAAAAGCUGCUGCUAAUAAAUUUAAAAUCUUUUCAAGUAUUGCAAAGAUUGUAUCAGGAAAAUUGUGAUUUACAAAAAUCGCUUGAUAAGACGUAUCAGCUCGCAUAUAAACAAGAGCAACAAAUACAAAAAAUAAAACAAGAAAAGGAUUAUUUAGAAGCAGCUGCAAAAUUUUUUAAAACUGGACUUAGUUUAUUUUUUAGUAAAUUUGAUAACGUCACAAAUAGAAUAAUAAUUAAAACUUACUCAAAAUCAGAUUUACAGAAUCGUUUUAUUGCAAACGGCUAUUCUAACUCAAUUUUCCAAAAGACGUGCAAACCUUAUCAAUUGUUGGCAACGGAUACAAUCAUCAAAACAAAUUCGAUAAGUGGCACAAAAUAUACAAAUAAUAUUUCGGAAUUAACGGCUUGUUGCAAACAAUUCUAUCACGGUUUUAAUUUAGAACUUGCUUCAGAACAAGCAGUACUUUUCGAGAUUCCUAUACAAAUAUACAAUUUACCUCAUUCGUGCAUUGAUUCCGGCUUUCAAGAGUUAAAUUUGAAAAAUAUUCCUAGCCCAAAACAAUCAAUCGACAAUGAAAUUCAUUACUUGCAAGAAACUUUCCCAAAAGAAGAAUUAAUAGAUGGUUCAACACUUGAAUUGGAAAAUGUCCAAACUUCUAAGAAUUAUAAUGAUUUUAUUGUGUUUGAAGAUACAAGAUCGUUAUUACUACUCAAAGACUUCAAUUUUUUAACAAGAAACGUUUUAGAGAUUUCUAAAAUCACGAGUCCAUUCAUUUUUUAUAAAAAUAUAAAAAGUAAUUUCGAACUACCUCGAUUCAUUGAUGAAAAUGAUAAGAAAAAAGGUGACGACUUUUACAUUUCGUUCAAUUUGACAAUUAACGAAAUAAUGCAAAAUACUUUAAAAGAAAAGACAAAUUUUUACCCUAAAAACUCAAAGCAGAAAAUUUGCGACGAAAAGUACACAAAUUUUAAAUCAAGCCAAUCUAUUGUAAUUGGUACAAAUAUUAGUAGCAUUGGAGUUGGAGAUGGUUCAACUUUAUUCUGUGAUCAACAAUCACAAGUUGAAAAAAAUUUAUUUACAAACACCGCUUUGGCAGAUGAAAAAUCAGAUGAAUGCGAAAAUAUAGCUAAAAUAACAUUUGAACACAAAAUAGGCAAAGAAAUAAUACUCAAAACUAGUAAAACAAGCCUGGAAGCUAUGCAAAAUGCAAGUGAUAGAAUUGAUUCACGUCGUGAUUUUAAAAAAUCUUUACAAGCUCUUCGAGAAGUCAUAGAAAGCUGUAAAAGAGUCUCAGGACAAAAUUCGACCUCAGAAAAAUCUUCCAAAACUAAAAUUAAAGAAAAUAAGCGAUAUUUGAUAACAAAACCACUCACUGAAGAAGUGACAAAAAAAGAAAUUAAACGACGAAAACAAGUUUUCAGUAACAGUAAAAAAGAAUACCAAAAGAUUCCGGAAAUGGACAAGAUGUAUCAAAUAGUUUUGCAAAAUAACGUUCCCCACGAAACCAAUCUGAAAUUUAUGAAAUUAAAUGAUUCUAAUACACAGAUGCUUGUCAUCAACAAUACUAAUAGCACUCAUUUCUCAAAAUUGAAACGUACUUCGAAUAUUUCACUAAAUAAAUAAAUCAAUGAAUUUAAUCGUAAAAAAUCGUAAAGAGAUUCAAUUAUUUAUUUAUUGUAAAUCAAUUGGUGUUACAUUAUCGUUGUAUAACGUAUAAAAAAAUCACGAUGAUCUUAGUUGAUGUGUGUGUGUGUAUAUAUAUAUAUAUGUGUGUGUGUGUGUGUGUGUAUUAUUUUUUACACUAAAACAUGACUUGAUCUUUUAUGAUAUUCUAAUAUAAUAAUAAUGAUUAAAAACUUUGAUUAGCUCAACGACUUUUUCCCAAUCACAUUAGUACAUCAUGACUUGAUUUGUCUCGAAAUAUUCACAUACCUGAUUAAAAAUGACGAUAGAUAAAUAAUUUGGCAGUAGCAAUUUUAGCAAAAAUAUAAUAAAGAUUAAAAAAAUUUAGGUGAAAAUUCAAAAAAGGAACUAUUAUGAAUAUUUUAACUACGCAGAUUGCUCUGCAUCUGGUAAAUCUAAAACUUCUUCAACAAAACCUGCUACAUUUGUAUCUUUCGUCGCAUGCUCUUUUAUAAAACUAAGUUCGAGCAAUUGAUUAUAAUUAGGCCGCGCCGUGUAAUUUUUCAUUAAGCUGAAAAAGAAAACAAUAAAAAGUUUCAUUGCUCACAUUUAAUAAAUUAUAAAUUAUAAUAUUAUGAAUAUAAAUUUACCACUUAUUAAUAAAUUCUUCAAACUCAGGUGUGAACCUGUUAGGAGGUAACUUUGGGGCUUCAUCUUUUACAACUUGUUUCAACUGUUCAAAUGGUGUGCCCCAGGAUUCAUAAGGAAACUUUCCUGUUGCAAGUUCGAGUAGAGAAAUACCUAAAGACCAGACAUCUGACCUUA
Messenger RNA from Nasonia vitripennis (jewel wasp), 2887 nucleotides. RefSeq lists its product as uncharacterized. Bases 203 to 2062 code for a protein of 619 amino acids. NCBI's taxonomy places the organism in Eukaryota, Metazoa, Arthropoda, Insecta, Hymenoptera, Pteromalidae. The record is from RefSeq and is a predicted model, not a curated record. The transcript has 3 exons.